This is a messenger RNA of Nymphaea colorata (pocket water lily), 4970 nucleotides long. RefSeq names its product myosin-1-like. Bases 756 to 4577 code for a protein of 1273 amino acids. Gene Ontology annotation, molecular function: actin filament binding; microfilament motor activity; ATP binding. Lineage: Eukaryota; Viridiplantae; Streptophyta; Magnoliopsida; Nymphaeales; Nymphaeaceae. Gene Ontology annotation, cellular component: myosin complex; actin cytoskeleton; cytoplasm. The record is from RefSeq and is a predicted model, not a curated record. The transcript is spliced from 24 exons. Gene Ontology annotation, biological process: actin filament organization; vesicle transport along actin filament.
AGUUUGCUUAAAUUUCUUCUCCUCAGAAAAUAUUUAUCCUCUUUUUCAAUUCCUUUUUUUGAACUCCAAAACGUAGAAAUUGUGGGGGCGGAGAGGAACUUCAAAUUUCUGGAUAAGCGUUUUUGUCUUCGUCUCUGAUACAGGUUCUGUUGGACGGAAGGGGACUUCUGUUAUUUUCCCUUCCGGAUUUUGAAUUCUUUUUGGGGUCCCCAAGACGUUUCGCAUGAAAACGGCGGGUUCUCAUUUCCUCCCGCCUUUAUCGUCGUUAAAUCCUUCUAAGAGAUUUCCUAUCUUCUCCUCCUUUUUCCCUGCUUCCCUUGAUUUCGUUGAUGGUGGCGGUUUUGUUCGCUUGGGGUCUUGGUCUCCGACGCCAUUGAGCAGGUGAGGUCUCUUGGUUCGGCAAGGUUCUGGAAUUUGUUCUUCGUUUUGGUGGCGAUCAUUCUGCUGCAGAUUUGGUAUACGUUCGAGAACUACGGCUGGUUUUCCUUUGGCGGUGUUCCGAUUCUCCAGUAUUUCGAGCGUGUUUUUGCAGCUUAGAUGGUUUAUGGUUGGAAAUUCGGAUUCUGUGAUGGAAGAAAUUUUUGUGGGUGUUCGAGUUUUGGUUAAUUUAAGGGACGAAUUAGGGUUUUUUUUGCUGGUGCAUUUGAUGUUUUCGUAACCUUUGACGCUUCGACGCGAUGAGGCUAACUGUAUGAGGUGCGGAUUUGUAGAAUUUCUAAGAGGAACAUUUGUGGUUUAUCUCUGACGGCCAGAAAAUGUUGUCCACGGUGUCUCCCUCGGCUCACCGGAGCUCGCUAGAGGAAAUGCUGGAUUCCCUCAGGCGACGGGACGAACUACCGAAUGAUAUCCCACCGGCAUUGCCCGUCCGGCCGUCUUCUAAGGGAAGGCUGCCCUCUCUGGUUCGGGCCAGAAGGUCAUUACCUAUAAAUUGUAAGAUUUGUAGCCCGAAAGAACCGUCCGGCGGGAGUGAUUCAAGAUCGAAGAGUUCGUCUGGUGCAAAAAGGGAACCAUCCGGUGCCAACAAUGAACCGAAGACGAAGAAGAACUCAAGUGGUGCAAAAACGCACCCUGGACUGAAGAAACCAGAUCGGUUUGCCGAGUUGCACGUCCGUAUUGUCGACAAAGAUAAAAGACUGGUUGGUCUUGGCAGUAGGAAAGGGUCAAACGUCAACUUGGUUGAACUACCAGGGGUUGAAUCUCCUUAUGUUAAGCCUAUUGAGAGGCAGAGUGGUGGAGAGAGAUUGGACAUGAGCUGUCAGGAUUCAAAUUCGAAAGGAGAAUUGGCUUCACCAUCGCCUGCGAAUGAAUCUGACUGUAAUGAGGAUGCUGGUUAUGUUCUGAAGAAGAACUUGCGGGUUUGGUGCCAUCUCGCAGAUGGUCAGUGGGAGCUAGGAAAAAUACUGUCUACAACAGAUGAAGAUGUUGUAGUGUUGCUUUUAGAUGGCAGAAAAGCAAUUGUGAAAAAGGAAAACCUGUUGCCUGCAAAUCCAGAUAUCUUGGAGGGCAUAGACGAUCUUAUUCAGCUGAGUUAUCUGAAUGAGCCUUCAGUUCUUCACAAUCUUCACUACAGAUAUUUACGGGACUUGAUAUAUACAAAGGCUGGACCUGUCUUGGUUGCAGUCAAUCCCUUCAAAAAGGUACCUCUAUAUGGAAGUGAAACUAUUUCAGCUUAUCAUAAAAGGGUCACAGACAGCCCUCAUGUCUAUGCGAUAUCAGAGACUGCUUUUGAUGAGAUGAUGCGAGAUGAAGUGAAUCAGUCAAUCAUUAUAAGUGGUGAAAGCGGCGCUGGGAAAACAGAAACUGCAAAAAUUGCAAUGCAAGCCUUGGCUGCAUUUGGAGGUGGUAGUGGGAUAGAAUAUGAGGUGUUGGAGACGAAUCCCAUAUUAGAAGCCUUUGGUAAUGCCAAAACUUCAAGAAAUGAUAACUCAAGCAGAUUUGGAAAAUUGAUUGAAAUUCAUUUUAGUGGAACGGGAAAAAUUUGUGGUGCCAAAAUUCAGACUUUUCUGCUUGAAAAGUCUAGAGUAGUCCAGCGAGCAAAAGGAGAGAGGUCAUAUCACAUCUUUUAUCAACUUUGUGCUGGAGCUCCUCUUUCACUCAAAGAGAGGCUGAAUCUGAAAGCAGUGGGUGAAUAUAAUUAUUUGAACCAGAGUGACUGCUUGAAAAUUGAUGAUGUUGAUGAUGCUCAACGGUUUUGUAUGCUGCUGAAAGCAUUAAACACAGUCCAAAUAUCCAAAGAUGACCAAGAGAAUGCAUUUUCUAUGCUAGCUGCUGUACUCUGGCUUGGAAACAUAUCGUUUGUGGUGAUAGAUAAUGAAAAUCAUGUGGAGGUUGUUGAAGAUGAAGGCAUAUCAACUGCAGCAAAAUUGUUAGGUUGCAAGGUUCAGGAUCUCAUGUUGGCAUUGUCCACUCGUAAAAUACGGGCUGGCAGUGAUAAUAUAGUACAAAAACUAACAAUGGCACAGGCCACUGACACUAGGGAUGCAUUGGCAAAAUCCAUAUAUGCUAGCUUAUUUGAUUGGCUCGUGGAACAAAUCAAUAAGUCACUUGAAGUGGGGAAACGGUACACAGGGAGAUCAAUAAGUAUACUAGACAUCUAUGGGUUUGAGUCUUUUCAUAAAAACAGCUUUGAACAGUUUUGUAUAAAUUAUGCAAAUGAGAGGCUGCAGCAGCACUUUAAUCGUCAUCUAUUCAAGCUUGAGCAGGAGGAAUAUACUCAGGAUGGGAUCGAUUGGACAAAAGUUGAGUUUGAAGACAAUCAAGAAUGUCUUAGUCUCUUUGAGAAGAAACCACUGGGGUUAUUAUCUUUAUUGGAUGAGGAGUCAACCUUUCCUAAUGGAACUGAUUUGACUUUUGCUGAUAAGCUUAAGCAACAUUUACGUGACAACUCUUGCUUCAAAGAGGAAAGAGGCACAGCUUUCAGUAUCCUUCAUUAUGCUGGAAAGGUUUUGUAUGAUACAACUGCUUUCCUGGAGAAGAACAGGGAUUUGCUUCAUGCUGAUUCUAUCCAACUUCUUUCAUCUUGCGACUGCUACCUUCCACAGUUGUUUGCUUCUAACAUCAUUGCUAAUUCUGAGAGGUCAGCAAGUCCUUUUUGGCGGCAAAAUGGUGUUGAUACCCAGAAGCAGAGUGUGGGGACAAAGUUUAAGGGCCAACUUUUUACAUUAAUGCAACGUCUGGAGAAUACCACACCACACUUCAUUCGCUGUUUAAAGCCAAACAAUCUCCAGCGUCCAGGUUUAUAUGACAAGGAUCUUGUCUUGCAACAGCUAAGAUGUUGUGGAGUCCUGGAGAUUGUCAGGAUUUCAAGGUCUGGAUAUCCUACGAGAAUGACACACCAGUAUUUUGCGAGAAGGUAUGGCUUUCUUCUUUUGGACCGUGUUGAACCUCAGGACCCACUCAGUGUUUCAGUUGCAAUUCUUCAGCAGUUCAACAUUCUGCCUGAUAUGUAUCAGGUUGGGUAUACAAAGCUGUUUUUCCGGACAGGCCAGAUUGGUGCUUUGGAGGAUACAAGAAAUCGUGCUUUGCUAGGCAUUCUCAGUAUUCAGAAGUGCUUUCGAGGUUUCCAGGCUCGUUGCCAUAUCCAGGAACUGAAGAGGGCAAUAAUUUCUCUGCAGUCAUAUGUGCGGGGAGAAUUAGGAAGAAUAAAGUUUGGAUUUCUAAGGCAGAGACAGAAAGCAGUUCUCACUAUGCAGAAGCAGAUAAGGCUAGUUAUUUCUAGGAGGAUAUACAAGGACACUAUUACAGCCACGGUCCUUGUACAGUCUGUUCUUCGUGGUUGGCUUGCAAGACGGCAGUUUGCAGCCAUGCGUCAUUUAAGAGAGCCACAUUCACAGCCUGUAAAACCUGAGAAAAAAUUAGGGAAAAUGCUUCACAUAUCCAAGGACCUAGAUGUGGAAAAUGUGCAGCCGAAAUCUUCAGUCCUGUCAGAACUCCAAAGGCGGGUUCUGAAUGCUGAGACAGCUUUAAGAGAAAAGGAAAAUGAGAAUGCCAUAAUGAGGGAACGGGUUCAACAAUAUGAGCGACGGUGGAUAGAAUAUGAAGCAAGAAUGAGGUCCAUGGAAGAGGCAUGGCAGAAACAGAUGUCAUCAUUGCAGAUGAGUCUUGCUGCAGCUAAGAAAAGCCUUGCAGCCGAUGAUAUGAGCAGUCAAGCAGCAAGGUUGGACUCCCCACUAGCAACUAACUACUAUGAUUCUGAAGACGCAACUUCUGGUGGAUCCAGGACUCCAGAGACUAAUGCUUUACUAGAGAAGCUGCCCCUUCAACCAUCAGAUACAGGAUUAAGAGACAUUAAUACUGGUCGAAAUGCUGUCGGAGUCUUAGCAAGGGAAUUUGAACACCGGAAAAAGACAUUUGAAGAUGAUGUCAAUUUCCUUGGUGACUUGAAGUCCAACCAGUCUGAUUCUGGCAUGAAUCCAGAUGAUGAGUUGCGCAAACUUAAGAUGCGGUUUGCUACGUGGAAGAAGGAUUACAAAGCAAGGUUGCGUGAAACCAAGCUAAUGUUGCAGAAAAUGGGGAAUGCAGAUGGAGAAAAGCUGCGGAGGAAAUGGUGGGGAAAGAAGAGUGCAUGGGUUAUGUAAUUUAUGGUAAUAUUCCUCUCCUAGCAUCUGAGUAUUUAUCUGGUCAUCUGGGGAGGUGAAUACUGUCAUCCUACAUGUGCAAAGCAGUGGGAGUUCAUCAUGGCCAGCGUGAUGCUACUGGAAAAGGAUGAUUCGCCUUUUUUUGCUUGUCCAAGCAAUUGAAUUAUGCAGCUUCGGUGAAUGUGAGAGCUGCAACUGUAUAGUGGUAGGAGAAUGUGUAUACGCAGAGAGAGCGAGAAGAGAGAGAGAGAGAGAGAGAGAGAGAGAGAGAGGGAGGUCAAAAUGUAACAGGUAUUGAGAGAGGGAGAGAGAGGGAGAGAGAAGUCAAAAUGUAACAGGUAUUUUGUCACGUGGAAUAUUUAUAAAGAAUAAAUCACAAUACAAUUUUAGCAA